Rotaria sp. Silwood2 is the source of this 706-nucleotide messenger RNA. The record is from the annotation of a GenBank genome assembly. Lineage: Eukaryota; Metazoa; Rotifera; Eurotatoria; Philodinida; Philodinidae.
UAAUUAUCUUUAUUGUCGUUUUGCACGUUAUAAAAAUAAAUUAGAAAUUACUUCAAUACCAGAAGAUAUAAUAUUAGGUUUUAUAGAACAACGAGCAAUUACAUUAAGUCACAUCUAUAUGAGUAUUAUUUUAAUUCGUGGUCGUCAAACUGCGUUAAAGGGUCAGGUAGUGCAUUUUCAUGUUGAUACAAGUAUAAUCGUUGAUGAUUUAUUAUCAUUUCCACGAUGCUAUGAAUUCUUGGCUGUCGUACAGGAAAAACCACUUAAAAAUAAUGAGAUUCGUACUACUGUUAGUUAUUCGUUUAGUCCAGUACAAGUGUUGAAAGCUCUGAAUUAUUUAAAACAACAUAAUCAUUUAUAUUCAGACAAAAAAUUGAUGACUAUAGAAGAGAUUCAAGAAAUUUUCAAAUGUCGUCAAGAAGAUAUUAUACCAAUUCGCAUUAUCGAUAGCUAUGCAUAUAACAAUGCUACUACAAUAACACCAGUUAUUAAUUCAUCGGAAACUUUAUUUGGACCUAAGCGAAUAAUUCCAUGUGCUGAAGAUCCAAUAUGGGAAAUUGAACCUUAUUUAGAAGAAAGAUGUUAUCCAUGGUUGUAUCCACAUGGCAAAGAAGGUGAAGCUGAUCCGGAACGACCUUGUCAGGCUAUGACAUCUAUACUAAGAUAUACUGUUUCUUCUUGCUACGUUUUCCUCCUCUUUUUCUGA